CUUUCACAAACAAUAACACAAACACAAGAGUCAAAUAAAGAUAAAACAUCACAUGCCUUAGAUCUAUCUUAUGUCACAUUUUAUUCACAUUCCAACGUGUACUAUGCUCUAACUCUUCAAACUCUUCUUCUUUGCAUCUAUUCCUUCCUUCCUUCCUUCUACUCCAAUAAUUGAUAAUCUCUUGCAACAUCACAAGUCACAACAAAAUUCCCACCACCUUCUAUUUCACACCACAAGGUUUCUUUCAACAUGUUCCUUCUUUGUCUUAUUUCAUUUUCAAAAAUAUUAAAUUUUUCCAACAAAUUUAGCUUCUUUCAAUUUUUCUAAUGAGACCCAGAUCCUAAUUUUCACUAUCUACCAACCCCAUUUUCUCAAAUUCUCAUUUUUCUACACUCUUUGAGUUCACCUUGUUACUCACACACAAACAAAAAUAUUAGAUUUUUAAGAAACAUAAAAAUACCCUCAUGCUGAUAUUAGUUCUAGGACUAAUUUCAGCUACUUUGUUAGUGAUUAUUGCAAUUUAUGGCUUUUGUUAUUUGAAAAGAUCAUCAAAACAUGAUAUUGAAGACAUAGAAAGUUCAGAACAAAAACAUGAAGAUGUGAAAGAGGAUUUGAUCAUUUUUCAAGGUGGAGAGGAUUUGACAAUAUGUGAUAUAUUGGAUGCACCAGGGGAAGUGAUUGGAAAAUCAAAUUAUGGAACACUUUAUAAAGCUUUGUUACAAAGAAGCAAUAAAGUGAGGUUGUUGAGAUUUUUGAGACCUAUUUGUACUACAAGAGGUGAAGAAUUGGAUGAAAUGAUUUUGUUUCUUGGAAGAUUAAAACAUCCUAAUUUGGUUCCUCUUUUGGGAUUUUAUACUGGUCCAAGGGGUGAGAAGCUUCUUGUUCAUCCAUUUUAUAGACAUGGGAAUCUUACUCAAUUCAUAAGAGAUGGAAAUGGAGAGAGUUACAAAUGGUCAAACAUAUGCACAAUAUCAAUUGGUAUAGCAAAAGGAUUAGAACAUCUUCACACAGAAUAUGAAAAGCCAAUUAUUCAUGGAAACCUAAAGUCGAAAAACAUCCUUUUAGACAGUUCCUACCAACCACACAUCUCAGAUUCCGGCCUCCAUCUUUUGUUGAAUCCAACUGCUGGACAAGAAAUGCUUGAAAGUUCAUCUACUCAAGGCUAUAAAGCACCUGAACUCAUCAAAAUGAAGGAUGCUAGUGAAGAAACUGAUAUAUAUAGCCUCGGUGUAAUCUUGCUUGAAUUGCUUUCAGGAAAGGAACCUAUCAAUGAACAUCCAACUCCUGAUGAGGAUUUCUAUUUGCCGAAUUUUAUGAGAAAUGCGGUUCUUGGACAUAGAAUUUCCGAUUUAUAUCAUCCUGCUAUUCUUCUUAGAAACGGCAUGGAUGAUGAAAUUCAAGUUACGGAAGAAUGUGUUCUUACAUUUUUUCAACUUGCUAUGGCUUGUUGUUCUCCUUCACCUUCAAUUAGACCUAACAUAAAACAAGUUAUUAGGAAACUUGGUGAAAUUGUACACUAGAAGCAUUGAUAUUUGGGAAUUGGAACCAUUGAUAUUCCACACUAUUCUUCAAAUUCAUCUUUAACUAAGGUGUGGUUAAAGGCAACUCACAUUUAUUUAUAUAUAUAUAUUAGAAAUUGGAGGGAAAAAUGUAAGUGAAUUGCUUACAAAGUGUGGAAUUGGAUAUUAAACAAAGACUUCACACACCGGAACACGUCUAAUCUGAAGAGUGUUUGUGCUUCAUAGUUAAGUAUUAAAGUCAAUUGAGGAAUUAUAGCAUGAAAACUAAUGCUUCCUAUUUCUAUAUGUAAAAUUUUGGCUCUCAAAUUUUUGAAUUUAAUAUUGUUUGGUAAAA
Trifolium pratense (red clover) is the source of this 1854-nucleotide messenger RNA. Its product is annotated as putative kinase-like protein TMKL1. Gene Ontology annotation, molecular function: protein kinase activity; ATP binding. Lineage: Eukaryota; Viridiplantae; Streptophyta; Magnoliopsida; Fabales; Fabaceae. The record is from RefSeq and is a predicted model, not a curated record. Bases 465 to 1520 code for a protein of 351 amino acids. The transcript is spliced from 2 exons. Gene Ontology annotation, biological process: protein phosphorylation.